Messenger RNA from Chara braunii, 1273 nucleotides. Lineage: Eukaryota; Viridiplantae; Streptophyta; Charophyceae; Charales; Characeae. The record is from the annotation of a GenBank genome assembly.
GCAGAAAUGCACACACUGCUUCGAGGCCGACCAGGAAGAGAGGGUCCGACGGUACGCACAAGAGCGUGGUCUUAAUGUCCCGCGGUCUAGUUCGAUGGGUGGCGAGGCGGAGCAUCCUGCACAGGGCGUGGGCGAGCGAGAGGAUAGCCCACGUUCUGCGGAGGGAGGUGUUGCGAGAGAUGGGGAGGGUGGGGGUGCCGCGGAGGAGGACGAGACGAACGUCGACCUCAAGGUUGGCGUGGCUGAGGGGGAGUGGACGCCGAGGGGAGAGGGCGGCGUGCCCGAGUUCGAUCCGGUUGCUCUUCAGCAUCCUGGUGGAGGACCUCUUCUCGUGCUUCCCUCCCAUAACGAGAUCGCAAGCAUGCGAGCUGCGGAGAUCCACCGCGCGAAGUUGGGGGAGGAGUUGGAGGAGGUCGAGAGAGAGGAGGCUGUGGCGAUGGUGCAUGAUGGUGAGCAGGUUGAGAGAGAGGAGGACGUGGUAAGGACGCAGGUUGAGAGAGACGAGGACAUGGAGAGGGUGGAUUACAGUGCGCGGGUUCGGAGAGAGGAGGCCGUGGUGGGCCCACAGGUAGAGAGAGAGGAGGACGUGGUGAGGCCGCAGGUUGAGAGAGAGGAGGGCGUGGCAGGGGUAGACGAUGAUGAUGCGCAGGUUGAGAUAGGGGAGGACGUGGUGAGGGAAAAUGUUGAUGUGUUGGUUGGGGGAGAGGAGGGCAUGGUAGGGGGGGACGUCGCCCAUGGCAGAGGAAAGGGGAGCGGCCACCUUCAAGUUGACCCGAUCGUCCAAAGUUUUAUCACUGACGAGAUGGGUCCCGCACUAGCGGGUUUGACCCCGGGCACAAUGACGGCAAUGGGGGUGUCGCCAUUAGGAGAGAGGGGGGCUUCAGGGAUGGGGAUGCGAGAUUUCAUGGAGAUGUAUUUGGGGGAUCCUCCCUGCCCUUCUCACACAGAGAGAGAGGAUACAGCGCGUGCCCUAGCGGCCGCCGGCUACUCCACAGAGGAGAUCGAGCAGGCAUUCACAGGAUAUUCCGGGAGUUGUACACGAGACACGCUCCAGCAGGGGUGCGAGGAGGUACGAGAGCGACCUCAGGAGGAGCGUGAGGAUGCACUUGCUGCAGAUAUCCUCGGAGGUAGUGGUUCGUUGGUACGGUUCACGGGCCUGCAGCUGACGACGACGACGUGGGCAGUUCUUCCAUGUGUGCAGGGGUCAGGUCCUUAGGAGGUGGCAUCUGUUCAGGUACCACCGGUCAUAGUGGUCAAUUUAGGAUUAGAGCUA